Molecule: messenger RNA, 2716 nt
Organism: Pieris rapae (cabbage white)
Lineage: Eukaryota; Metazoa; Arthropoda; Insecta; Lepidoptera; Pieridae
Exons: 2
Coding region: 248-2329 (693 amino acids)
Cellular component (GO): nucleus
Molecular function (GO): DNA binding
Source: RefSeq, a predicted model, not a curated record
GAGGUAGGGGAGGGAUGGGCAGUUGGGAGACAUGGGCACCCCCCUUUUAUUCUGAUUUGAUCAUAAAUUUUAUUUUUUUCUUGAUUUGGUAGUUUACUUUACCGACUGGCAACACUGUUCAUCCAUAGACUAUCUGUCAUUUCUGUCAGUUGUCUAACACAAACACGUUUGAAGGUUAUGCGCUCGUAAAAGUAAAUAUUUUAUUGCGGUUUCGGAUCGUAAUAAAGAGAAAACUAAUAAAAGAAAGAUGCCGUUUAAAUUCAAAAAGAAAGGUUUGCGACGGGUUAUUCCUAAAGAUUUAAUAUUACGAGCCAUAGAAGAGGUAUCCAAAGGAUCAAAAAUAAAAAGAACAGCUGAUAAAUAUGAAAUCCCUAGAUCAAGUUUGCAACGGUACCUAAAACAAGAUUCUAUAAAGGAUUCUUCGCACAGAUUUAUAUCCAGACAAAUUUUCACUGACGAAGAAGAACAAAAAUUGUCAAAUUACAUGAUAGUUUGUUCUAAACAUAAUUAUGGGUUGACAAAGAUACAGGCACGUAAAUUGGCCUAUGACUAUGCUGUAGCCAUAAAGAAAACUAAUAUACCCGAUAACUGGACCAAGAAAACAAUCGCAUCUAAGGACUGGAUAAGGGGAUUUCUAAAUAGGCAAUCUCACUUAUCUAUACGGACACCAGAAGCUACAUCGUUGUCACGUGCAACAAGUUUUAACAAAACAAAUGUGGAUAAUUUUUUUGAAAAUUUAAAAACUGUUUUUGAGCGACAUCAUUUUGGCCCAGAGGCUAUAUAUAAUAUAGAUGAAACAGGGUUGACGACUGUUCAGCGUACAAAAAAAGUGAUUGCUUCAAAAGGCUCGAAACAAGUUGGACAAGCAACAUCUGCAGAGAGAGGCUCACUUGUCACAGUGUGCUGUGGAAUCAAUGCUAUUGGAAAUUCAAUACCUCCAUACUUCAUAUUCCCGAGAGUAAAUUUCAAACCCUACAUGCUUCAUGAUGCCCCCGUUGGGUCAGAUGGCUCAACACAUCCAUCUGGAUGGAUGACAUCUUCAAAUUUUAUUAAAUAUAUGCAUCAUUUUGCGAAACAUGCCAAACCGACGCCUGAAAAUCCAGUGUUGUUGCUCCUUGAUAAUCAUGAGAGCCAUAUUUCUGUGGACGUCCUAGACUUUUGUAAAGAAGUUGGCAUUGUUCUGAUGACCUUUCCACCACACUGUAGCCACAAGCUACAGCCGCUUGACUUAACAGUAUAUGGACCACUAAAAAAUUACUACAAUAAAGCUUUAACAGACUGGAUGGUCAGCAAUCCUGGAAAAACCGUGACAAUCUACGAUAUCCCCAAACUAGCAGCCAUUGCUAUACCUCUAGCGUUCAAACCACAAAACAUACAAAAAGGAUUUGAAAAACCUGGUAUAUGGCCUUUUAAUUCAAAUAUAUUCUCAAACGAAGAUUUUCUUUGCGCUGCUGUCACUGAUCGCGAUGCACCUGUAACUAAUGAAGCGCUUUCGUCCAGAAAUGAUCCUAUAAUCCAGACAACUUCAACUCAAGUCCUUCCAGAACAGUCUGAAAGAGAAAAUCAAAUUGAAGUAGAUUCAGCUAAUAAUAACAUUGAUGUCGCUGAUGCUUCCAUGUCAUUUGCUACAGAUCAAAUAACAAUUGAAGUCGCUGAAGUUGUAACCCCUGAAAUAGUGAGACCAUAUCCAAAGGCUAGCCCUAGAAAACUGAUUAGAAAUGUAAGGAAGAAAGGAAAGACAAGGAUAUUGACUGACACACCUGAAAAGAGACUCAUAGAAUUAGCAGAACAAGAAAGACAAACCAAGAACAGAGCUAAAACAGAGAGACAGGAAAAAAAGGUUCUUAAAAAUACAGAGAAGAAACAGAUUCCUAAACUUCCACCAGAACUCACAUUGAACAGAGCAAAGAAAAGGCAAAUGAGCAGCAGUGAUAGUGAUGUAGAAAACGUUGCAUUCGAUGAAAGUUCCGGGGAAUCUUUUAUUAAUGAAACGUCUGAAGAAGAGUUUGAUGAAGAUGAUGUGAUAAUGGUUGACAGAAAUUUUAAAAUAAAUGAUUUCGUUCUUGUUAAAUUUAAUACAAAAAAGACUGUUGUGCACUAUGUCGGGCAAAUCGAAGACAUUGGUCAUACCAUGGCUAUUAUAAAAUUUAUGAGGCUCAGUAAGAUAAGAAAGACCUUUUUUUUUCCUGAAGUUGAUGACAUAGCUAGUGUCCUUUUAGACGACAUCAAAACUAAAUUGCCUGUACCAAAGACAUGCAAUAAAACCAAACGUGGUACCUCUAAGUACACAUUUGAUAGUCCUUUAUGGGUUAUACCCAAUCUCAGAUAAGUUAAGAUACUGUUUAAGAUGUUUUUUUAUUUGUUAACUUUUAUUUGUGGUUUCUAUUAUUGAUAUAGUUUAAUAAUAGUUUAUUUGUUAACUAAUUUUUGAAUUCCAUUAUGGAUAUAAAGUGAUUCAUAGGCCGUGCCCAAGCCUCCCACAGGGUAUGUCCAAGCCUCCCUACCAUAGGGAGCAUUGGGCACUUUUGACUUAGUUUAUAAAAUAUCUCGUAAUGUUGAAACUGAUUGUAAUUUUUAAGAAAGCACUUUAAUUAUAUCUAGCCAAAUGUGUGGUGCAAUAAGAAUUGGCAAUAAAAGUUGAUUAUCUAUAAAAUCUGAUUUUUUAUACAAUAAAUAGUGAAAAUGUGCCCAUCCCUCCCCUACCUCCCCUACGCAA